AUGCCGAAGAUCCCAACUGCAUCGCGUAAUCCCAAUCCUGCUGUGCAACCUCCCACCAGAGCUGCUAGAAAGCCAGCAGGGGCUGGAACGUCUGCUACCCGCGUGCGACCUUCGCCGUCGAGUGCCAACAUUGUUGAAUCCAACCGCACCCCACGCGAAGUCCAGCCCCAGCGAGCAUUGCGGGCACACGCUUCCCAGUCGAACAACCAUGAUGAGAACAACCAUGAUGAUUGUAUCAAGUGGCUUGAAGCAGCCGAAGAGGACCAUCAGAACCGCACUGCCAGGCUGAACGAAAACUGUCAGCAACUUGUCGCGGAAAAAGCCCAGUUGUCCGCGCAAGUUCGGCAGCUUGCCUUGGAAAAGCAGAAAUAUGCGGAGGAGUGUCGUCGGCUGAAGGGUGAAAAUCGUACAUUGGAAGAUAGCCUGAAGACAGCGACCUCGCUUGACCAAAUGCCACGGGACGAAUACAAACAGGCCUUGAAGGAACUUCAGACCUCCCUGGCCGACCAGAUCACGGCCAAAAUGAACGAGAGCGACAAUGUAUACUUUUCCACUCUCUUACCUUCACCCAAUGCGGCUCAAACCUGGCAAGACCAAGAUGCCAACUAUCUGCUUGGCCCUUCAGACAUCCCGGCACAACCCCUUCAGGGAUACUCUUCGUCCAGCCUGCCCACAAUUCCCCACAUCGAUCCAUAUGCGCAUCUGCCCUGA
This is a messenger RNA of Penicillium hordei, 711 nucleotides long. RefSeq lists its product as uncharacterized. The coding region runs from base 1 to 711 and encodes 236 amino acids. The transcript is spliced from 2 exons. The record is from RefSeq and is a predicted model, not a curated record. NCBI's taxonomy places the organism in Eukaryota, Fungi, Ascomycota, Eurotiomycetes, Eurotiales, Aspergillaceae.